Messenger RNA from Trematomus bernacchii (emerald rockcod), 1557 nucleotides. RefSeq names its product caspase-10-like. The transcript has 6 exons. The record is from RefSeq and is a predicted model, not a curated record. Lineage: Eukaryota; Metazoa; Chordata; Actinopteri; Perciformes; Nototheniidae. Bases 307 to 948 code for a protein of 213 amino acids. Gene Ontology annotation, molecular function: cysteine-type endopeptidase activity. Gene Ontology annotation, biological process: proteolysis.
UUAAUUCAAAGUCAAGUUUUAAAGGAGUCACAUCUCUGAACAGAGGAGCGGAAGACACACACUCUUGCAGCCGAAAAACAGCUCCUAUUCUCGGAUACAAACCCCCCAGAGGAGCCCGGUCCAGGUUUUUCUAACGGAGGACUUGAUCCAGAUUCAGCAUGGCAGCCUACGACAUUUUGAGAAGUAAUAAGAUAUCCAUUGUGGACACUUUGUGUGCAUACGACAGGCUAAUCCUCAACAAAGCUUAUGAAAAGAAGUUGAUGACUGCACGCGAGUACAACAAACUGAGAAGCAUCAAGAAACUAGAUGCAGAGGGCCAGGUUGGUGAAUAAGAUCAUGAACAAAGGAGAGUGGGCCUGCCAAGCCUUCCUGAAGCUCCUGCAAACUGAUGAGGCUAUCCAGAAGACUUACCCUGAGCUGGAGAACAUACUGGAGGAUGAGCAGUACGAGUUGAAGAGCCAGCCCACCGGCCUCUGCCUGAUCAUAAACAACAAAACGUUUGUUAGUGGUAAACCGAGACGUGGAACCGAUAAAGAUGCUGAAAGCUUGGGAAAGGUGUUCACCUGGCUGGGGUUCAGAGUGCUGAUGUGUAAAGACCAAACCAAGGACCAGAUGGAGCGAGCGCUGAAAUGCUUUGCUUCUCAGUGCGACCUUUCUCAGCUGCAGGAGGUCCAGGUCCAGGAGUGGACUGGAAGCAGAUUCACCGAACUUCUAGAGGCUCCUCAGCAUGGCGAUGCCUUCAUCUGCUAUCUUCUCAGUCACGGGGGAAAGGGUGUGGUAUUUGGGGUUGAUAGGAAGCCCCUCCCUAUCAAACAAAUAACGAGAAUCUUCAUGGCAACUCCUCAAUCUCCCCUCACUGCCAAGCCCAAAGUGUUCCUGAUCCAGGCCUGCCAGGGGGACCAGAUACAUCCUAAGGUGGUAUCAGACGAUCCUAUGGUGUUAUUAUAGGGUCUGCAGGCUGAUAGCUCUCGCUCAACACGGCAGGCUGAUGACUCUGACUCGAAAUUCAUCCCUCAGGAAGCAGAUUUUCUAGUUCAUACUGCCAUCUGUCUGUAAGCAGCUAAUAGAGGGCUGUCAGAGGUGAAUGUCAGACUCAACAUUAAUUAUAUAGUUAUUGAAAUAUCCAAAAGAUUUUGUAGAUCUAAAUCUGAUGUUAAAAUCGUUAACAUAUAUUUUACCCUCGACUUAAUGUGACCAUCAUGUGAUAACAUGUUUUUCUACCCCUCAUAUUUAUUUAGGAAUGAAGAAAUUGAAGUCAUACUCCGCCGCGUGAACAAGGAAGUAGCCAGGAAAAACAGUGUUUUGAGAUGUGGUCCGGAGUCUGGUACGAGCUGUGGUCCAACAACGCAGAUGCCUGCAAUUUGGCACACCCUGAGGAAGCGUCUUGUGUUGACUCCUCGCAACUGAAGCCUCAUCGCCAAACACACAAUACUCACUGACUGAGGGCACCUGGCCGUCGGCACCUGAGGAGUGAAAGGCCCGAGCCAGAGUCUCUCUCUCUGCUGAGGAUCUGUUUGGAGAGCAGCUAUCUGAUUCAUGCUUUGGUUUACCUUCAUC